CCUGCUUGCGCAGCAGUAUUGUAGAAUCAGACCUUUAUUGCCUCAUCUUACUAGCCGUUACCUAGAUUACCAGGGCUGAUACAAUCCCUGUCACCUUUUUAUCUCGUAUUCAAUUGCAUCGCGCCCGUCUGCAAAAUGCUCGAGUUUCCCAAGUCCGACCGUACGGUCCGUGUGCGCAUGGUCGACACAACCACUUUGAUGACAAUCAAGAGUCAAGUCCUCAUCCAACCAGUACAACCCGGUCAUGAAAUCCUCAAUCUCACAGACGUCGCAUUCCUUGUCGAGGAUGAAGUCUCGGGCGAAAAGGUCAUGUUUGACCUCGGCACGCGGAAAGAUUACUGGAAUCUUCCCGCUGUCAUUCGGCAGCAUCUUGACGAAUUAAUUCCCUCGUUGAGAAUCGACAAGGAUGUCACGGAGAUUCUCUCCGAGAGUGGCGUUCCACUAAGUGAUAUCGGCUCCGUCGUGUGGUCGCACUAUCAUUGGGAUCAUAUCGGUAAUGUGGCUUUGUUCCCAUCCUCCACAUCGCUUGUUGUGGGGCCUGGGUUCAAAAGUCACCCCGGCCUAUUGCCUGGCUUCCCAGAUAUCGCCGAUUCUCCUGUCCCGACGGAUGCGUUUAGUAGAAGGGAGGUGGUCGAGCCUGAUUUCGCGACCGGAUUAACCAUUGGAGGUUUUCGCGCGCACGAUUUCUUCGGAAACGGGUCGUUCUAUUUGCUAGACACCCCCGGACACUGCGUUGGACAUAUGUGUGGCCUCGCCCGGACCACGGCAGAAACAUUCCUCUUGCUCGGUGGCGACAUCUGCCACUUCUCCGGCGUCAUCAGGCCAAACGCCGAUCUCCCUUUUCCUGCGGAGAUCCCGACAGAGGUACUCGACAAAGAGUUGCGUUUUCCCAGCCCAUGUCCCUGUAGCAUCUUCACAGCUUGCCAUCCCAGCGCCAAAGUGGACCAGGACAAAACUCCCUUCUAUGAGGUUUCAGGCUACAAAGAAUCCGCCUUCACCGAUCCGGAGCUCUCGCAGCAGUCAGUCAAUAAGCUGCUGGAGUUCGAAAACUCUCCCGAUGUUUUGAUUUGCAUUGCACAUGACUCCGACUUGCCGCGAUAUCUUCCCACGCUCAAUGAGUUCCCUUCUUCCGACCUCAACGCGUGGAAGGAAAAGGGCUGGAAGGCGAAGUUGCGAUGGGGAUGGGUCAACGAGCUACCGCGUGGUGGCCAACCGGGAAGAAAGCCUCUGGUUGAUGGGUACUGGCGUGAUGGGAAGGUUUGGGACGAGGUAGUGGCGACGAUGCAUCGCGAGUGAGAGAAGACUGAGGAGUAUAUGAAGUGCUGGGUAGGUCCUGUUGCAU
This is a messenger RNA of Aspergillus heteromorphus CBS 117.55, 1342 nucleotides long. Its product is annotated as MBL fold metallo-hydrolase. NCBI's taxonomy places the organism in Eukaryota, Fungi, Ascomycota, Eurotiomycetes, Eurotiales, Aspergillaceae. The coding region runs from base 136 to 1296 and encodes 386 amino acids. The record is from RefSeq and is a predicted model, not a curated record. The transcript has 3 exons.